This is a messenger RNA of Thamnophis elegans (Western terrestrial garter snake), 2303 nucleotides long. Its product is annotated as hydroxyacylglutathione hydrolase, mitochondrial-like. Gene Ontology annotation, molecular function: hydroxyacylglutathione hydrolase activity. The transcript is spliced from 9 exons. Gene Ontology annotation, cellular component: mitochondrion. The record is from RefSeq and is a predicted model, not a curated record. Bases 83 to 1009 code for a protein of 308 amino acids. Gene Ontology annotation, biological process: glutathione metabolic process. Lineage: Eukaryota; Metazoa; Chordata; Lepidosauria; Squamata; Natricidae.
GCCUGCGCCAAGGGAGGGCCCGCCGGGGAGCGGCUGGGGUCGGGGCGCGCGGGCUUCGGUUGUGGCGCCUCCGCCUCGGACCAUGGUCUGCGCGGGCGGCGGGAGGAUCGGCCCCGCUCUGCUGCUGCUGGCUGGCCCGCUUCGGAGGGGUUUUUCCACGUUCCAAGUCAACUUCGCCCAUCCAGAAUUUGAGCAGCGGCCUCCUCAGAUCAUCUCGCAGGCCAACAUGAAGGUGGAAAUCCUCCCAGCCCUCACAGACAACUACAUGUACCUCCUCGUGGAUGAGGAGACCAAGGAAGCAGCCAUCGUUGACCCCGUGCAGCCCCAAAAGGUUCUGGAUGCAGCCAAGAAGCAUGGAGUAAAACUGACCACUGUGCUUACUACACAUCACCACUGGGACCACGCUGGUGGCAAUGAGAAACUUGCAAAGAUGGAGCCGGGGUUACGAGUGUACGGGGGAGAUAGCAGGGUUGGAGCCCUCACCCAGAAAGUGUCUCACCUUACGACCUUUCAGGUGGGCUCCCUCAACGUGAAAUGCCUCUCAACUCCCUGCCACACCUCUGGACACAUCUGCUAUUUUGUGACAAAGCCUAACAGCUCAGAACCACCUGCGGUGUUUACAGGUGACACCUUGUUUGUGGCUGGCUGUGGAAAGUUCUUUGAAGGAACGCCGGAAGAAAUGUACCGAGCUUUGAUUGAGGUCUUGGGGCGCCUCCCUCCUGAAACGAAAGUCUAUUGUGGCCACGAAUAUACCAUCAACAACUUAAAGUUUGCCCGGCAUGUGGAACCAAAUAAUGCUGCCAUCCAACGAAAGCUAUCAUGGGCAAAGGCCAAAUACGAUGGAGGGGAGGCAACCAUCCCAUCCACCAUCGGCGAAGAAUUCACAUACAACCCGUUCAUGAGAGUGAGAGAAUCAACCGUGCAGCAUCAUGCCCGGGAAACGGAUCCUGUCCGGACCAUGGGGGCCAUACGCAAAGAGAAGGACAGCUUCAAAGUGCCGAAAGAUUAAAGGAACCAAAUCCCCCCCCCCGUUGUUUUUCUUUUCUUCUUCUUCUUUCUGUUAUUCAGUUCAGGAAAUUGGUGUUUUUAUUGUUCUGUUACUAUUGAGUUCAUUCGCAUUAUGGAAUUCAGUAGGGGGAGGAGGGAAAAAUAAAUCACCGAAGCACUUUGCUGUUUAAAAAAAAUUUAAUUAUUCUCGUGCCCUUGGGACUCAGUUAAUUAUUAUUAUUAUUUGUAUUAUUUUUAGCGUGAUGCACGGAAGUGGUAUGGGUGUCUCUGCUGGGAGCAGAGGCUCUGUGGGUUUUUGCCAGCGGGGUCCAGUGCAGACCUUCUUCCGGGGGACUAGACUAAGGAGGGUGAACCUUUUCGGCACCAAGUGCCCAAAUCGGAACACGCAUGAAUGUAUGUGUGCCAGAGCGCCAGAAACUUGAAGACUAGCUGGCCAGUGCACAUGCCUGUUUUUUGGCCAUUAUUUGGGGCCAUUUUCAAGCCGUUUUCUGGCGUGCCGGCACUCGCAGAGACAUGUGCACUGGAGACCAGAAGAGCAGCUGGCGAUGCAAGUGCUCAGAGAGAGGGUUUUGUGUGCCACCUCUGGUAUGCGUGUCAUAGGUUCGCCAUCAUGGACCUAGACUUUCUGGGAAGCUGGCUUUGAACCCUCUCUGCCUCUUGAGUCAAAAUGCACCUUUGAAAGUCUCGGUGAUUUCUCUAAAGACUUCAAAACGAAUCUUUCUAAUCUGCCAAGGAGUGUUUUCCGCUAUUCUAAAAUGCUCCUUCCCUCCAAGUGUUUGCAAUCUUGCAUGUGCUCUUUGCAUGCGAGCACGCCGUUCCCCCUGAGCAAACGUGCCCGUCCCUCAGGGAACUAAGCAGCGGGCUGGGAAACCCAACAGAGGAGAAGUGACAUUGCAGGAGCAAGUAAAUAGCGGUGUUUGUAGAUCUUUAAAAUAGGGAAACGAUGAUUGUUUUAACAGCACAGCACUUUAAAAAAGGAAAAAGAAACAAACCUUUAAAAUCUAUUUUAACUGGUCGUGGCUUCAACCAGAAGUGAUUAGCAAUUCCAUUUAAAUAUUCUCAGCACUCUGGAAAAACUCUGAAUUUUCAGAAAUCAAAACUAGUGACGGUAGAAAAUGGUGUGUUUUCUUUCUUUCUUUUUGCUUUAUUUAAGCUGCCACGGCAGAGUUGCACUUGCAAAACCUUCAUUGUAGACAACCUCCUUCUUAAAGCUUGAAUUGUCAUUUCCCCGUUGAUUCAGCUAAUGUACAUGUAAAUAAAUAUUAUAUCUAAUAAAUAUUACUUUAAGAGAUUAA